UAAUUUUGACUUGAAUCGGUUUUCCACAUACCUCAAUCAGCUCGUUCUGAAUUUGAUGACCAUAGUAUUUUGCGUUAGCUGGUGCAUUUUCAACAUACUGUUUCAGCAACUCAUUACCCUCAUCACGUUAUUUCAGAAGCGCUUGAAAAUUACUGCACUCAUCCGUGUGGCCCCGAAUGGCGAUUCCGGUUUUGUGGAGACCUUGACUGUCCUGACUGGGUCCUCGCUGAAAUCAGCACUUUGGCAAAAAUAUCAAGUGUAAAGAUGAAGCUCCUUUGUGUGCAAGUGUUGAAGGAUCUUCUUGGAGAAGGCAUUGAUUAUGAUAAAGUGGCAAAGAUAACUGCAGACGCAAAGUUCGAGAGCGGAGAUAUAAAAGCCAGUUUGGCCGUACUGAGCUUUAUCUUGUCCAGCGCUGCAAAGCAUGACCUAGACAGCGAGUCCCUUUCCAGUGAGCUCCAGCAGCUGGGCCUGCCCAAAGAACACACCACAGGACUGUGUAAAUCAUAUGAGGACAAGCACGCCGCCCUGCAGGAUAAACUGAGGGAAAGCAGCCUUCGUUUGGGCCGUCUGGAGAACGUGUCCUGGCGAGUGGACUACACCCUGAGCUCAAGUGAGCUGAAGGAAGUGAAUGAGCCCACAGUGCAGCUCAGGCUCCAAGCAAAAGGUGCAGAAUCGGGCUCCACAGAGACCACCGUGGUGUCCAUCACCGCGGACAAGUUCAGAGUCCUCCUGACCGAACUCAAGCAAGCUCAAGCUAUGAUGAAUGCACUACAAUGAGGUGCAAGUUUAUCAUAUUUAUGUACAUAUUUAAUAAAGAGAUCUUUCAUAAA
Conger conger (European conger) is the source of this 830-nucleotide messenger RNA. It is a transcript of the gene commd4, whose product is annotated as COMM domain containing 4. The record is from RefSeq and is a predicted model, not a curated record. NCBI's taxonomy places the organism in Eukaryota, Metazoa, Chordata, Actinopteri, Anguilliformes, Congridae. The coding region runs from base 265 to 777 and encodes 170 amino acids. The transcript is spliced from 8 exons.